AUGGAAAAUAUGGUAAAACUUGUUGGCCUCGUGGACCCUGGACAAGUCAACUCUCAAUCUGGAACGUUAUCUCACGGCUCAAAACAUCUCUCAGAAAGCCUGAAAAAGGCAGAUGGGGAUCAAUUUUACUUGGUGCCUUAUAAUCCAGGGGGUCAUUGGGUGUUAAUAAUUGUAAGACCAGCUAAGGAGACUGUCUAUUACAUGAAUUCAUUGCCAAACCGUUUUGUUGACGAGGACAUGAGAAAUAUAGUGAAUACGUAA
Prunus armeniaca (apricot) is the source of this 261-nucleotide messenger RNA. NCBI's taxonomy places the organism in Eukaryota, Viridiplantae, Streptophyta, Magnoliopsida, Rosales, Rosaceae. The record is from the annotation of a GenBank genome assembly.